Molecule: messenger RNA, 21965 nt
Organism: Xyrichtys novacula (pearly razorfish)
Lineage: Eukaryota; Metazoa; Chordata; Actinopteri; Labriformes; Labridae
Source: the annotation of a GenBank genome assembly
GACGAUUGUAGCCACGAGCGUGACGAACGGCUUGUUCGAAAAUACAACAAGGAAGUGGACGUUCAUUGUUGAGGAAAAUAAUCACCGCAUAAACAUCUCUCAGGACCUGGGGGGUCUCCUCGCUCGGCUGUUGGGUGUCGGUGGGGUAAAGUCACCGUGGACUUGCCCGCGAGCCCGUUUGUGAUCGUCUCGAGGGAUUCUGCUUGUAGCCUGCUAGCUAGCUAGCGAUGAACACGGACGUGGAGUUUCACAUCAGGCAGAAUUAUCCGUGGAAUAAGCUCCCAGCUAAUGUCAAGCAGGUAGUGUGUUUAUUUUUACAUUUUCACGGGGCAGAGAGGGAGGGGGUGAACCUGUCAAUGUGACCGCGGCGCGUGCGAGCGUGUGAGUGUGUGUGUGUGUGUGUGUGUCACAAAAGGCAGCUGUCAGGGUCGCGCGGCUCGCUCACCUCCUCUGCAGGGUUUCACCAUUCAGCCAUAACUGACCAUUAUUAUAUUACACCUCCGAGGUUCUGCUGCCUCUGCCCUCUGUGCGUCACAUGACCGAUUGUUUGAUAGGUGGCGCCACAUGAUCUUAGCGCGUGGAUGUCACCUGCAGAUCCUGACGUUCAGACCCCCCCUCCCCUCUCAUGCGUUAUGUUUAAUAGACGCAUAAUGUCAAAACUCUGAAGGUGGUUUUGUUAUUACCCGCCUCCUCCAUUAAGGCUGCUGUCUUUACGCAAACCUGUCACUAUGAAGAGGAGGUGGGUGGAUGCUCAUAGAGAGGCUGCGUGAAUCCCUGAGCAUCCUCAGAAAGAGCAGGAUUACCUAGAUUACCAGGAAAGUGGGCAAAUCCCCCAGGACCCCCAGAUCUGCAGGGACUCUACCUCAGGAUUCAUUGAAAGUAAACAGUUUUUUAUGUUUACAUAGAGGAAAAUGUGGUAAAAAGUUUCCAUGUUCAUCCCUCUAGGAAUCAGUUUUAAUUUACCCACAAAUCAGCAUGGUCAAGGUCAGUGAUUGCAGUUAUAUUGAUGCAUUUUUUGUCAAUGACAUCCUUAAAGGGGUAUUCUGGCUUAAAAUUAAUUAAGGGUUAAACACACCCCAACACUGAGUUAGACACUCCCUCAAGAGAUGAAUGUUGCUGACCGCUUGCUUCUCUAGUUUUACCAACUUUAGAAACGACCGCACAAUAGCAAUACACAGUAGUCUGAGGAGCCAUAAACAAACCUCAACCAAAACACCACUCUAUAGCCACAAAUAAUGCUCAGAACAGCACGUAACUUCAUCAACAGUACAUAUAGGGUCCCAGCCAUAGUCCUAGCCACCAAACAUCUUUAAAACUUUGCCUAAUUUCAUCAGCAAAGAGACUAAACACAAUUCGCCUACUCUCUUCCAGCAGCUGCUUGUUUGUAGCGAGACCUCAGGCCAGUCCAUUACGGACUGUUGUAGGGUGACACAGCUCAAGGAAGAACAUUUGUGAUCAUUACUUUAUCAUGUCCUUGAAGUAAUAAUCACCAUAUUUAUAAUUUUGCACUGCAGACACGGUAGUUCUUCUGCCUUAGUGUCUCAGUCUGAUUACAUUUCCAUGAAGAAAUGUCAGUAACAUUCAUCUCUUGAGUGUUACAGCUGGAAUAUCCCUCAAAAGAAACUGUGGCCGACACUGACUCUUUAAAACAUGAUCAGCCUGCUGUAAUAAACUUGAUACAGGCACGUUCAAAUAUACGCUUGUAAAUACAUACAACUAAAACCAAGUCCUUCGGUUAGUUGUACACUCUGCUCAGACAGUUAAAGAGACUAAGCUUAGAUGAUGACCAGCACGUCUUUUCCACUUACAGCAGGUUACAUCCACUCCACCUCACCUCACCUCUGUUCUGUAUUUGUUUUUCCUCUGCAGAGUUUGGGGAACUCUCAGCGUGAGUAUGAGAAGCAUGUCCUGCUCUACAGCAUCCGCAACCAGCUGCGAUUCCGCAAUAACCUAGGUGAGCGAUUUUUGUUCCCCACACCCCGACACUGCAGUUACUGCUGGUCACAACAUGAUCAAAUUAUGAAUGACUCCCACUUGUAUUUUACAGCUUUAGUGAAGGGCAUAUAAUUAAGUUUUUUAGUUGAUAACAUAAACACUCUGUCCCUUUUAUACAAGCUUUGUUUAGUUAAAAUGAUUGUAUUCACAGAUAAGUAAUACGCCGCAUUAAACAGUGUGUAACAGUCUCUUAAUAGCUGUGCAAUUAUAGAUCUGUAAUCAAUAGCAUUACUUCUCCUGUGACCUUCUGAAGGAUCAAUGCCCCUUUUUUUAACCGGGAUUGAUCCUCUAUAGAUUGUUAGAAAGUACUCACUCGCCCUUGUCUGUGACCUGACGUCUGUGUGUGUGUGUUUUGCGAGCAGUGCGCCACGUAAGGAAGGAUGAGCGCAAGUAUUAUGAAGAGCUCCUGAAGUACAGCCGGGACCACCUGAUGCUGUACCCCUACCACCUGUCUGACAUCAUGGUGAAGGGGCUGCGAGUCACACCGUUCUCAUAUUACAUCGGAAUCAUGGAGGUAAGAAACGAGGAACAGAGGAGAAGAGAGAGUUUGAUAUGGAGAUCUGGAGCUUCAACCACAUUUCUCUUAUCAUUAUCUUGACAAUCAGCUUCUCAUACACUUUGUGCAAAAAGGUGCAAGCUGGUGCUGCUUCUUUUUAAAUCCCCAGGCAAUAAAGUGGUGGUUUUACAACUACAUCUCUGCUUUCAUUACAGCAAGCAAGGGUAGACCCACUGGCACAGAGCAGGAAUUUGUUGUUGUGCAGCAGAAAAGGUUCGGUAAUUGGUUUGGAAACAUCCAGUCUUCUCUAAUUUAAAUGUAACAAUGUCUUUCUGUAAACUGCUGCAGAAAAGCCAGAUUCAGUACAAAACAGGGAAUCUAAGAGGCCGUUAGAAAGAAAAAUCUGAGCUUUGUACAACCCCCUGCUGUCAGGCGGAAAGUGUUCUUUGUCACUUUGUAUAAAUGAAAAAUAUCACAUUAUAUGAUCCACCUGACAGUCCCGUAUUGUCUUGGCGUCGGCACCAAAUUAUGUAUCGCUGUUUACACAUCGUAUUGUACAAAGGCUUAGUGCAUUUACAUGACAACGCAAAAUCCACACAAAAUCUGGUUCGGGUUGCCCGUCUUGUUCUGCUCCGAGGUGGAUUCCACGACAACAAGUUGUGCACGCGUAUCAUGCUGCUUUCCUGCAUGAGCACUUGUUGCUGUUUUUGCCGUAGCUGGUGUUGUUGCUGUUCUAAAUGUUGGUAUAAAAGUCGUAGCAAUAUUUGUAGUUGCUGGAACAAGAACAAAAUCACCCCAGCUACCGCCAUUGUUGUUGUUGUGGGCUGGGGGGCGGGGAGGAGGAGGGGUGCUGUGAGGUCACCGUCUUUUCCGGGGUUAUCUAUUUAUACCAACUACGGCAUGAAGACGAAUACCCAGAUAUCCACCUGCAGAUCCGUUUUCAAAAAAGAUGCGGAGUCAUGGACAAAUACGCGUCUCUGUGUGUCAAUAUCACCAGAUUGAUAGUUUAUUUUACAGGUGUCUUACAAAUUCGUACUCGUGUAAAGACCACCUGAAAAUGUGUCCUUUUUGUGGGAUAUUUACAACAUCACAUCAUACAGCUGCUUGAAGCAGAGCGUUCUGUGCGCAUCGUGUUCUUGCAAGAAUGAGUCAUGCUCUUGAAAGUAUGAUCUCAUCAUACAAAAGAGGCAUCAUGGCACACAUUACUUAACUUUAUAGUGAAUCUAUUCUCUUACAGCAUUAACUCGAUUACUUUAUAACAUUAUGGGCCAUUUUAGAAGAGCAUGUGAUGCUCCCAGCGAUUCCAGACUUUACAUCAUUCAGGCACUAGAUGUCAGUCAGAGUCUUGCAAAGCCACGUGCAGCAGUUUCAGGGACACGCAGAGGACUUAUCCCAGGACACACACACACACACACACACACACACACACACACACACACACACACACACACACACACACACACACACACACACACACACACACACACACACACUCAUCCUGAGAGAACCUGUGCCGUUUGCUCUGCAGUCUGUUCAGGCUCCGUCUGUGUGAUGUCUGUGGUUUGCAUCUGGAACAGCUGGGCUUCUCUUUGACCUCUGAAACUUUAAAUUGGAUGACAAAGUCUGAGCCCAUGUGCUCAAACAACAGUUUUUAGGAUACACUCAUCAUAUCUAUUAUCCUAGUGAUCUUCUGAUGAAAGUUUUGUACCUUUAAAUACAGUUAAACCUCUCUUGCUGCCCUUUAAACAGAUACUCGUUAUUUCAUUUCUUUGUGUAAUGAUUCAUUUAGUCACUCACACCCUUGUGUGCUUGCACUAAAUGAAUAAGUGCGCAGAUAUUAGCUGCCAUAUUUGAUUGCUCCUCAUUCAUCGAGCCUCCAGUUUCAUCAGAUGUGACUCAUGCGCUCAGUGUUGUUUCCUCUGACUAAAGUUACAAAACUGAACAGUCAAGCUUCAGCUAACGCCUUAAAAGGCUUCACGCCUUUUUCUCUGUGCAUGCUACACAAAAUUUGACUGAGCUUCAAUAGUGGACGACGAAUUUCUUGAAGGCCAUGUCAUAUUCUGAUAAUUCAUUUUAAACACUUCAUUAAAAUGGGGAGUAGAAAUUCGCACAGCUGUCCAGAUUUGUUGAUCGUGUUAUAAAUCAGAGGCAGGAAUUAGAAAUUGGUAGAGAGAAAUUAAUUCAAUUCCUCCUCUCCUUGUCUCUUUUCCUCUUUUCUUUUUUUGCCUCCAGGAUAUUAUGAACAGCGAGAAGAGUUAUGAUUCCCUGCCCAACUUCACUGCUGCUGACUGUGAGUUUUUUCUUUUACCCCUUCCUUCCCCAACACUGCUGAAAUGACGGCACUAGGGAACUAGUGCCUUUUUGACUCCUGCUCGCAUUUUCAUAUUUCCAGAUCCUGUUUGAAGGGCUGCCAUCGUUGAGGCAGUGGCACAUUCAGAGAAAUAAAACAUAAAUAGAAUAUAGUGGAGUUCAGGGGUCAAAAAACAGUCACAAGGUCAUUUAGGGUAGGGGUGUCACGACACAAAUAUUUUACUUCCGAUACGAUAGCGAUAUUGUGGCCUUCAGUAUUGGCUGAUAUUGAUAUUGGCACAAGCUUGUGCAUGACAAGUUUUGCACUCAGCGGCAACGUCUUUUUCAGACUUAAACCAAAAAAUACUGCCAUACAGCCAAUGUCACUCCUACUCCUUGCUACUUUGUUAGUACCUUAGAACACACUGUAGUUGUGAUUACAUGGGCUCUGCAUGCUGGAUCCGGGUGCUUCUAGAUAGAGGUGCUGGAGCUGAGUCUGGAGUGGACUGCUUGUAUCGGAGUGCUGAUAUUAGAGAUUUUAGAUGCAGGGCGAUAUAAUCCGAUAUUCAUUUUUUUGCUGAUAUCGGACUGAUAUCCAAGAUCAAUAUCGGAUUGAGGCACCCCUAAUUUAAGUUGCACUUUAAAGGGAUAUUCCGGCGGAAAAAUAAGUUAGGGUCAAACACACCAUAUCACCAAGUUAGACACCAACUUUAGGAACGAUUGCAGGAUAGCAAUACAGAGAGCCAUGCGCUCAACCAAAACGCCACUCUAUAGCCGCAAAUAAUGCUCAGAAUAGCACCUAACUUCAUCAACAGUACAUAUAUCGUCCCAGCCAUAGUACUACUCACCUGCUAAAGAAGUCAGGCAAAGCUAAAAAGAUGUUUGGUGGCUGGGACCCUAUAUGUGCUGUUGAUGAAGUUAGGUGCUGUUCUGAGCAUUAUUUGUAGCUAUAGAGCGGCUUUUUGGUUGAGAGUGUGGCUCCUCAAACCAUUGUAUAUUGCUACCUGCGGUCGUUACUUAAGUUGGUAUAACUAGAGAAGCAAGCGGUCGACAACAUUCAUCUCUCAAGGGGGUAUCUAACUCGGUGUUAUGGUGUGUUUGACCCUAACUUAAUUUUACGCCGGAAUAUCCCUUUAAACAUAAACUUACUACUAAAAAAGCCUUUGGGCAGAUGCAGCAUAUGUCUGUUAUCCAUAAAGUUCUCUUGACAGAUUUCUUCCAGGAAAGCCAGCUACUUUUUUCUUCUGAAGAUACGUCUCAUACUUAUUUUUUUCGGAUUUCUGUGAGAUAAAGUUUUUAAAUCUUUCUGAAACUUCUUUCAGCACUGGCCAGAUGUUUUUUCUUUAUAUGAAAUAAUAAAAAUCACACUUCACAAAGCAAUAUUUAUUCUCUUAAAAAUCUGUUCCAUUUUUUAUGAAUCACAGCAUCAUCAGAGAGCUGCUUUCCUAAGAAAAUGUUGCAAACCAGAUUAAGAUUAUCACAAAGCUGGGAGUCAUGUGUACAUUCAGUUGUAGCAUUCCUUCUGUUGUCAUGUGAAACGUACUUUGGCCCGUGAGUGACUCAGUCCUGGCAGUGCAGGACCGUCACGCCGAGUAGACAGAAGGCUGCCAGCAGGAUGCUACUCAGCUCACAGGGGCCUCUCUCCUCUGAUCACCCUGGAGGAGCUUUGGAAGUGUGUCAUGCAGAAGUGGGAGGACGGAUAGACAGUGAGAGAGCGUGUGAUCGAGUAUUACGGGGGCGGGUGUUUGUGCGUUGUGUCUGUGUCUUGGUGAAGCAGCGGGAGACACAUGUAAGAUUCUGCUGUGUUAGGAGGCUGAAAUGAGAACAUCCCUCACUGCUCCCUGCCUGCGUUGGCAGCCAUCCCAGCACAUUUCGGUCCUCCCCUUCCAUGGCUGAGCAUCAGGCUGGAGGAGGUGGCACAAUGGGACUCAGAGCCAAAAUUUGCAGCCCUCUCCCCUAUAGAGACCACAAAACUCUACAUGACCUAGUGUUUUCUCAGACAGAGAAAAAUAACAGAGAGUUACACAUAGACAUGCAUGCACACACUCUUCUUAUUUUAGAAGAGACCACAGUUCAUGUUUUGUUUGUUUGUUUGGUGUGCGUGUCAGGGGAUUGUCUCAGAGAAGGUGUUUUUUUUUUGUUUUUUUGGAUUCAGUCCUACAACAGAGUCUAUAUGAGUCAGUGUUGAAACUCUUCCUCUCCAAUAUGAAGCUUCAGAUUUUUAAAAAACCCUACUACCCAACCUUGUCUCUCUUUUUUUUGUAAAGCCUUGCAGGUUAUAAUUGAAGUAAUCCAGAGACACCCUUUCAGCCAGAUUUAUUCGCAGCAGUGUUAACAUGCAGCAAUUACAGGUUCAGAAUGAUUUGCUGAGAAAUUAUUGAUUUUUUUCAACCCGUUUUUUCCAUAAUCAGGUCUGCGGCUCCUUGGCAUCGGGAGAAACCAGUACAUCGACCUGAUGAACCAGUGCAGAUCUUCAAAGGUAGGACAUAUUUCCAAAUGUGCCUUUUCUUUUAAGUACUGCUCUAAAGGCAAAUUUUUGCGCAGAUUUAUUAGGAAUCAUGACACUAUAUUGAGCUGUAUCGCAUCUUGAUGUUUAUACCUGAAAGCUCCUGUGGGAAAUUUCUUGACAUUUAUAAAACAGACUAAAAUUCAUACUGACCAAAAGUUCCUCACAGGAGCUUUAAGUAGCCAUGAAUUAAUUCAGGAGUCCUGUUUUCUGUAGUUUAACUCUCAAUUUUACAGCUGUGUUUACUCACUUUCUCAUUUGUCCACCAUCUCAGAAAUUCUUUCGCAGGAAGUCAGCGCGAGACCUGCUGCCGGCAAAACCCGUGGAAAUCUCUGUGGAGCCGUGGUGGGUGGCUCAGACAGGCUACAUCACGGAGGAUGAUAUCAGGGUGAGAUAAGAGCUUUUCAUCCUCUCUCAUCAUUUGUGUUUGAUUGAGUGGAUGUUAGACUUUAAGUAGUACCAGACAGGGAUGGAUGAGAUCAUAAUAGUACGAUGGGAGGUGAGAAUGAGAUUUUUCAGAUUGAUUGAAACUUGGUAUUCGGUUGUAUUCACAUUACAUUUCAUUAAAUAAGUGACAUAAUGAUGCAUAUCCGUUUGAAUUGUUACAAGAGGGUUCAUUGAAAUUGACACACAGAGCCUACAGCUAGAGCUACAACUGUUCCCCCCAUGAGCCCCUGCACUUCAAGAGCAGAGCUCCCCUACCUAAAAUAAAAAGAUCUCUCAGUUCUCAUCAGGUGUUCUCAUUUCCCAAGAAAGAAAAAAGGCAGACAGGAAAACUUUCUGUUCACAAUAUGUUCAUAUUUCCUCCUCUCAGAUUCUGCAUUACCUUCUUUUUUAAUAGACUCACAUGUAUAUUUACGAUCAUUUAAUGUUGUAUGUGUGUUGGGUUGGGUGCAGAUCUGUUCUCAAGCAGAGAAGAAAUCUAUCGAUAAGAUGAUUGACUCCGGGCCUCAGCUGGCUGGAUCGAUGGAGUACAAUGUUGUCUUAAGUGAGUAUGUAACGUGUGAUUAAAAUCAACAAGUGUUAAUUUAAAGCAGCUACAGCUUGAUUUUCAUUAUCAAAGUGUUAAAUCUCAGAUUUCUGUGCCUAUAAAAAGAAAAAUACACUAUUUAUAACACUAUUUACUGAAUCUAAGGAUUUUUUAUCACCUUAAAAACCUGCGAAUGUCAAUUCUGUGCUUUUAGUUUUAUUGCAAAAACCAUCAGGGUUUUCGUUAAUAUAUUUUGAAGUAUUACCAUGGAGGAUGACGCAAAUGUUGCUGCUUAAGGUGAAUAUCAGAGAUGACACACAGGGAGCAGAGAUGAGUCUGUUCAGUUGAGAUGUUAAUUAUCAAACAGCUGGACAGUAAUGAUACUCUGACUCUGGAGAGCUGCUGACGAAGCGGGAUAAAUGCUAUCAAAGACAGAAGACUCAGGGCGGUUUGAGUAGGAAUUAUAAGUUUUAUAUGAGAUUUAUUCUUUGCUUUUCUUCUCCAGGCUUGUACAACCGAGGCUUUAUCUACUUGGACGUUCCCAUAUCUGAUGACAGCUGUAUCUCAGGUACAUUACUCUGUGUGUUUUCAAGCAUUCUGUCUUUAUCCUCCCGCCAACUCUCUGUGUUUUUAAACAACAAACUGCACAAACAAGGAUUUUUUUCAUGGGUACUAAACUCAUGAGAUAAUGAUUAAGUAAAUAAGAAAAAAAAAAAAACAUGACUGAAACUGGCCACUCAGUCAAGCGCCACUCUUUGUGUCUUCCAGUGCCUCCUCUGGAGGGCUUCGUCAUGAACCGUGUGCAGGGUGAUUACUUCGAAACACUUCUCUACAAAAUCUUUGUGUCCAUCGAUGAACAGACAAACGUCUCCGAGGUAUGUGGCCUUAUAGUUAAAUCAGAGCUGCCUGACUCACUGAAUGUCAAACGUGUGUGCGUGCAUUUAUAACUUAUUUUUUCUCCUUGUCUUCUAAUCCUCAGCUUGCAAACGUGUUGGAGAUUGAUUUGGACUUAGUGAAGGUGAGUAUUCGGCACCAGUUUAAUGCAAAUAUCAAUUUUUGUGAGUGCUUCUUUAAAAAAAGACACUUACAAAAUAGGAGGUUGAUUUUUUUUUAUGCUACUGUAGUUUUGAACAGAUUUGAAGACACAAAUCGUCUCCUUAAAGGUUUGAAAGCACACAGCUCAUACGUAAAGCCUUUUCAAAUUCAAAGUGAGGUUUCAUCUUGUUUUAAAUCUGACGUAUUAUUAUCCUUUGCAGUAAUAUUUGUUUUUCUAAACUGCCUUCCAAAUACCCUAGAUAAAUACCCACACUAGAGUACACGUUGAAGGUAGACCUUAACACACACACACUCACACAUUGCUUCAGAUUAGAUCUGUCGUGCCCCAUGACUACCAGAGGGCUGAGCAGCCACAUUCCAGUUGAAUUGGUGCUCCAGAGUGACCCAGUUUUCCCCAGUUUCCUAUUCACUCUCCAUCAGACACAGAGCCAAACUCCCCUCUCAGAGUUCUGACCUGCAAAGUGAAGAGCUGGACUCUCCGGUCCCUCAGUCACAUCUCAUCUCCGCUGCUGCAAAACAGCACUUAAGAGAAGUGGCUCAAGGCAGUGGCUGCAGGUGGAACCUUGCAACUUCUGAGAUGAUUGAGACGUCUGAGAGGUCUCCUUUGUGCUGAAGUUUUUGCCUUCGUGACUUGAGCCGAACUUUCUCCUUUGCGAUAACUACACUCACUCCCUGAGACACUUGAAACUUGUGCUUCUUUUGAUAUGAUAAGAGGGUGACAAGGAGUUGACCUCAGCCUGCACCUGAGGAGCGUGAAUGUGCAGAAAGUAAUCACACCACCUUUCUUGAUUAGUGGUGGCGUGUUCUCUCUGAAUAAAGAGCAGAGCACUUAGAUGACUGUACAAAUUAAGAAAGUGAUGAAAAAGGCAGCCGGCAGUUAGAGGAAAGUCUGUCUUCAUGCCCUUUUCCUCUUUAACUAAUGACCUUUCUUUUUCUUCUGACAUCUUAAUCCAUCUUUCACUCGACUAGUCGCCCUUUUCCUCAUCAGAGUGAUUUUAAAAACUGGCCUCAAACACACGUCUGAAAGUCCUUGUAGCUUUUAAAACACUCAAUAACAUCGCUUUUUUUUGUGUUUUUAUAAACUCUAAAAAAGUCGUCAAAUAAAACAUCUACUCCCAUAAUACUAAGAGCUCCCAUCCAUGUCUUACUUAGUGUUGACAAUGUAGAAAGUUCAUGUUACUGCAGCUGCUGUGCUUUUUAAACAUUUUAUUGGAGAAAUCAAUUUCAGGUUGAUCAUAUUUGAAAUCAAAGUAUUUCUGUCAUUUGUUUCGAAUUUUUUUGACUGUUUCUGAUCUUGUUUUCUCAGAAUGCAGUUUCCAUGUACUGUCGCCUCGGCUUUGCUGUCAAGAAAGGUCAGGUCUUCGGCUCAGAGCAGCUUCACCCCACCUGGAAGAACGCCCCGUCCGUCAACAGGCUCAAGUAUGUGAUGGGUGUCAAAAUGAAUGAUAAAGUCCAAGAGAACAUGUAAAAUCCUGUUUUUCUCAUCAGGUUAACAAAAAAAGUUUACAAAUGAAUGGAUUAAACAUCGAGAAGGGUAUCUCCUUAAAUAUGAGAGCAUUCAUUUGUCCACCUCAUAACUGUUUUACACUCUACAGAAGGAUUUCUUUUACUCUUUAUUUGUGAUGCAACCAAUCAUGGUUGGUCUGUUGCACCACUAUUGCAUGCACAGUAUUUUCAGUAUGGGUUUGCAGGAGCACAGGCUUCGGUGUUGGGCUAAAAGAUGCAAAAUCCAAAUUUGCAUCCACCCUGAAUUCAGUAAAUUGUUUUUUGUCUCAGGAGCACCAUGGACCCUCAGAAGAUGCUGCUGUCCUGGGAGCAGGGCAGUCCUGUCAUGGAGGGAGGCUCCUCUGCUACUGACACGGACACUACAAGUCUGGAAGAUCAAGGUCUGUCUGGACGUGUACAAACGCACACAUACGUUAAUUUAUCCCUAAGAAAGCUCAGUCCUCAAUUUCCUAAUGUUAUAACUGUGCUGUUACAUCAUGCAUGUUGACUGUGUCUCUUUUCUCUGUUUUCUGCCUGUAGCAGACACAGCCAGUGUGAGCAGUCUGAGCAUCCCAGCCGCACCCACAAAGAGGAUCGCCUUCCUCUUUGACUCCACUCUGACAGCCUUCCUCAUGAUGGGCAACCUGUCUCCAGUUAGUGAAGAUCCAGAUUCUGUUAGAGAAAUACUUGAUAAAGAAAGAAAUCUUUUCACUAAUUCACAUCUUUGUCCUUUCAGAACCUGAAGAGUCAUGCGGUGACCAUGUUUGAGGUGGGGAAGCUGUCGGAUGAGACGCUGGACAGUUUCCUGGCCGAGUUGGAGAAGGUGAGACGGAAAAAUAGAAUGACGACUCUUCUGUAGUUCUUUCAGGUCCUGUAAAUGCACAAACACUUCGAUGUUUCGUGUCUUCAGGUGGAGAGCACAGCGGAGGGUGAAGCCCAGCGUUACUUUGACCAUGCUCUGACCCUGAAAAACACCAUCCUCUUCCUGCGCUACAACAAAGAACUCACUCAGGACCAGGGACCUGACAUCCCAAAUAUAGGUGAUUACACAAAGUUGUUUAAGGGAUUUCUUUCCAAACAAAUGUGUUAAGAGUCUGAUUCCUGAUAAACUGCUUGUUCUUUCUGUCUUAAAUAUAAAUAUCAAAAUUUACGUUGGUGCUAAAGACAAACAGGAUUCAGGUGAAAUAAACCUGAAAAAAAAAAAGGUUAAAAUGUGUUUUUUGUGUGAUAAAUGUGGUGCAUUUUCAGUAGAUUUGAAGCUUUUUCAAGUUCUCUUUUCAUCCUGAAAAGAAUUUUUGAGCCAUCAUUACCAGAGCAUCAAGCUGCUGGAAAUUACCCCUCUUUAACUUGCUCUGUGGUCUUAGAAAAUCAAUAAGUGAUGAAGCAUUUGAGCGCUACUUUGAAGUGAAAGUUCUGAACAAGGCUUGAAACUCUUAAAAGCAAAGAAAAAAAAGGAAGUAGGUCUUCUCUUUGUGUCGUUUCUCUGUGUUUCACCCUUCGGCUGUGUCUGACGAGUGAAUAGCUGAACAGCCACAUAGAGUAUUUCUGGAUGCACAUGCAGACUGUGAGUGAAGUUGUAUUGUUUCCCUCGCGUCUCUAGAGGGAGCAGCAGAGAGGAUCUUUGUGUUUCCAUGUAGCUACUGUAGUGCCACCAGAUGCUGUUUGUUUGCUUUGGCUGUGUGCCUCCUCUCUGAUUGUCUUAUCUCUCAGCUCUCUUCAGCUGCUGCUCCAGGCGAGGGAGCGCACUGAGAGCCCGCAGGCGGAGGCUGAACUAAACCCACAAUGAUUCGAGAGUGUAGUGAUGAUGCUGGUGUUUGUUCAUCUGGGAAGAGAGGGGAGUUUAUACAGGCAGCAAACUAGACUCUUAUGGGGGUCUUCUCAUCCUCAGGGCAGUGCUGCACUCUUACAGAAAAUUAAACACUGAUUUACAGCACAUAGGAAACACACAUUGAUUCAAGUAUGAGCCUCUUUUACAUAUGCACUACCCUCCAAAAUAAUCUGAAUCUAUCCAGGUAGGGUGCAUUUGUCAGUGCAACUCUAGCAUAUUAUGUAGAUAUUUUCCUGUAAGCUUCCAGGUCAAAAGUCUGCGCUAAGUUUGGAUGAGCAAGUGUGUGAACACAGCAAGUUGAUGCUGUGCCCCCUAAUGACAUUUCCAAGGGGUCAAGGUAAAAAAGCAUAGGAUCUAGGAUUGAACCCUGGGGCACACCACGAUUCAUUUUGCAAUGUCUAGAUGAGAAUUCGCCCAUACAGUCAGUUUAAACUGUUCAAAAUGGUUAAAAACAGUCCCAGAGAUGCCAAUAACAUUGGUGUCUGAGAGAAAUAACCACAUGUAAGCAGGCUGAGUGCUGAUGUUCAUACCGUUUAUACUCUAACUGCUCGCCAUAGAUGUCAGCCAGUGCUAAUAAAUAAUACAUUACAGGAGCUUUUACUGUUACUCUUUACUGUUGAUGCACUGCGCCGCCAUCUUGAAUUAUGACGUCGUCAAGUCAGGGUUGGCGAGGAUCCUCAGGCUCGGAAAUCCUGACUUCCGAGUACAACUGGAAUGCAGCAUAAGCCAGCCUAGCUUGACAAAACGGUCUCAUUAAAUAAUAUAAUAUAAACAUAAUAUAAACAUUUGGUUCCUGAAGUAAAAAUUCUUUAAUAUUGGCCUGAAUUUAUCUGCAAAUAUUCACUCUCUGCUCUUCACAGACACAUUUUUCCUCCUAGAUUUACAGACAGGAGGUGAGGUGUGAUUAUGAAACUCAUCUUUGUGUCCUCUGAGAGGAAGUUCUGUUCAAGUCACCUUUGUAGAAACACUCGUCUUAACACCAUAGCUGUAAAAAAAAAAGAGAGAAACUCACUCAAAAAAGACCUCCUGGAUCUUGAUUGGCCCAUUUUUUCUUCUUCUUGUCACUUGAAAGUUUACUGUGAAAUAGUCUUACAUGGUUUCUAUGGGGAAAUGUUCUCUAUCACUUUUGAACACUUCUCAUGAAGGUUAGGUGGGCUGAGCAAUAGACAGAUAAAGCUUGUAGAAACCUUGUACUGGUGCUUCAGGAUACAAGUUUUAUCUCUGCUGGAUCUAUGAUACUAAAGUUACAGAAGACAUGAGAAUGCAAACUACUUACAGACUUAAAUUGCAGAAUAUAAGGUAAGAAAUGUCUGACUGAUCUUGUGUUUUUCUUUCAGGUUUCCCGUUGGACAUGUUGCGCUGUGAGAGCCUGCUGGGUUUGGACCAGGCCACCUGCAGCCGCGUCCUCAACAAGAACUACAAGCUGCUGGUCUCGAUGGCGCCGCUCAGCAAUGAGAUCAGACCCAUCAGCAGCUGCACGCCUCAGGUAUGACGCCCACAGAGAGCGAGCAGAGGGGAUCCUGUGUGAUGUGCUGGGCUUUUGGAUCAAAUGUCGCCUCUGUUCGAGUCCUGUAUUUGUGUUUCCUUCAGUUCAUGCGCUCAUGUGUACUUGUGUGCUCUGUUGUUGUGUGUGCCCUCUUUUCUUUGAGUGAUUUGUGGCUCCGUGUGUGUGCGCAUGUGUAUGUUCCUUGUGGGCGCUCAUUCUGCAGUUGCCCCAGACAACAAAACUACACAAAGAAAAAAUGAGAGCGGGAGGGGAGGAGAGGAGGCUCAUGAGUAAUUCUUCUAGCUGGCCACACUCCAGCUUUCUAGCUGAGCUCGGAGAGACGGAGGGAAAGAAGUUAAACUCUUGUUGUGCCACUCACGCUGCUGUUUAUUCUCUCACCGCUGGGACUCAGCGCAGGGGAAUUUAAUGAAUUCUUCCUUUACCCACAUCUCUCAAAGCAGCUUUAAUCUCCGCUCCUCUAACACACGCACUUAUUUGUCCUCUUUCCUUUUUUUUUGACAUCUUUUUGUCUAUUCAUAAAUUUUGUGUUUUCAUACUCACAUCCAGCUGUACAUACUUGUUUCUCCUUGCAGCACAUCGGUCCAGCCAUCCCUGAGGUGAGCUCCAUUUGGUUCAAGCUGUACUUAUACCACGUGACCGGUCAAGGCCCGCCAUCGCUGCUGCUCUCCAAAGGCUCAAGGCUUCGCAAACUUCCGGACAUAUUCCAGGUGAGCCCGGUCUAAUGACUAACCAGGCAGCUCAUGUAUGCUGAUACAGAACAAACAAACCUGAAGUCAGAUAAGAAAACCUCCUGUUUUUGAUAAGAAAAUACAUCCUUCUCUUUCCUUCGCCCUCACUUUCCUCACAAAGCGUCACAGUCACAGCCACACCACACUGUGCAGCGAGGUUUCGCUCCUUCAAGGCCUCCCUGUGGUCUCUCGACUAUCCUGGGAACAUGAGAGUGGGGGACAAAAGAGAAUUUGAUGCAGUAAAUUCUCAGAGGGGAGAUAAGUAAUUUCAUGUAAAUGGGUCACUCCAGAGAACACAACAGUAUGCACUCUCCUGAUCCACAUUUAGAGUGUUUACUUACAUGGAAAUUAUUAUUAAAAACAGCCAAAGGAGUGGCACAAAACAGCCGGUAUUGUGAGGACACUAGAGAGAGUAGGUGAGUUGUUUUUAGUCUCUUUGCCAAAGAAAUCAGGCAAAGCUAAAAAGAUGUUUGGUGGCUGGGACCCUGUAUGUACUGUUGAUGAAGUUAGGUGCUGCUCGGAGCAUUAUUUGUGGCUAUAGAGUGGUGUUUUGGUUGAGCGCAUGGCUCUCUGUAUUGUUAUCUGUGGUUGUUACUAAAGUUGGUAUAACUAGAGAAGCAAGCAGUCGGCAACAUUAAUCUCUUGACGGGUGUCUAACUCUGUGUUACUCCCUUUAACUACAGAGGAAAUCUUAGUAAAGCCUGUUUUUUUUCUGUGUUCAGGCCUAUGACAGGUUGCUCAUCACAUCCUGGGGUCAUGACCCUGGAGUGGUCCCGACAUCCAACGUGCUGACCAUGCUGAAUGACGCGCUGACACACUCUGCUGUGCUUAUCCAGGUAAAAAAAAGAGAAAGUGAUCACAAACUUGUUCACUUUGCACCACCUGCUGUUGUAGAUCCUGUCCUGUGUGAUUGUUUAUUUACAUAUGUGGCAUAAAUUGUCCUGCAUGUGUGUAAUCCCCAGGGUCACGGGAUGCACGGCCACGGAGAAAUGGUUCACAUCCCGUUCCCCUUCGAUGAGGAGGACCUGAAAGGAGGUGAGUUUUUGCUCAUACAGAGAGCUGUAAAAUCACUUUAACAGUUUUGCAGCUGCGAAGCUGUGGUAAAAAUGAGCCCGUUCUCAGCUGAUGUGAGAAAAGAUAAUCAAGUUUUUAUUGAACCAAUUAAUUCAGAGUCAUGCAAAAUCUAAUGAAGAACAUCAUUUCACUGAGUCAAACCAUAGAAAUGUGACGUAUAAAGCAGCUCUUAGUGUGCGUAAAUGUUACUGUCCAAGAAUGAGAAGUCAUCCUGAAACAGAGAGAAAAUGUGUUUUCCUGAUGUUGUCUUUCAUGUAUAGAUGCCUUUCUCUGGCUUUAUAUUGCAGGAUUUCAAUUCUAACAACAAAUAUUGAGCAGUUAAAUAGACAGUAGUUUAUCUAAACAUUGUGUUGUUGGGAAACUUAUGAACUGAAGGGGUCUAAGGCCAAAAAAGUGAAAGUACUGCAGAUAAUGUUUGAGUAAAAAAACCUCAAUGUCGUCUCUCCUCAUCCCUGCAGAGUUCUCGUACUCCAACAUGUGUACACACAAGUCCCUGCAGAAGCUGAAGGAGCAGGUGGACCUGGAGCAUCAGUGCGGCUACAUCACCAUGCUCAACUCCAACAACAGGCACCGUCGCCGGGCCAGCGACACUGUGGAGUGCAGAGGUGAGGGUGUGUAUGCGGGUGCACAGACGCGCAAAAGUCCUCGGGUUUCUGGUAGAGCUGCGUUUGUGAUCGUGGACAGCCACAUUUUUCACCUUUAGAUGACUCUCUUUUUCCCAUCAGCCCCUUUAGUGUAAUUUAUUGAGUGGGUAGGUGGGGAUGAACACCAUGGGAUGUCCUGUCCUCCCCUUGUCUGACAGGGGAGUGUUCAUACCGCGAGAGACACGUGAUCAAGCAACUUUGGGGAAAUUAAAAUUUGUGAGAGGUUGAUGUGAGACAAGAUAUAUAGUAGAAUUAGUAACUAUGUCCUCACCUUUGAUAGCUAUUGGCAGUUAAUGUUGCAAAUUCAAUAAGUAUCGCUCACAGUCGACUUUAAUUACGCUGUUUGUCUGCAUAAUUGUGUUUCUGAUUGUGAUAGCCUUUGCUAAUAGGCCCGGAUCGAACAGUAUUAGCCUUUACCUUAAUUAAAUAGUCUUGAUGUAAGAGAUCACUGAUUAUGUUUAAAAAUAGAUCAUUUUGCACAAAGCCACUCACUGAUACAUAUUAUUUGAAAUGUUUUGUAUCUAAUUAAGAUUCUUUACCGAAGCUGUAAUCCGCUUCCUGAGUAUUAACCUCCUCAUGUUCGCUUUUCUCGAAGGAGACACACAUCUGGGUGGAGGCCUGGACACAAACGGCAGCACCGAGUCCUUUGAGUUGGUGACUGAAGAAAACAACGGAGAAGGCAAAACAAAGACAGACGGUAAGUCCGUUUAAUGUAUUUAUUAGAGAUGCAGCGAUUUAUGAAAAUCAAUGUCUGAAAUAAUAAUUUAGCAGAUUGAUACUGAUGGUUUCAGCAUUACUUCACUGUUAUUUCUCAAGUCUGUUUUUGUAAACAAACAGGAUUUGUCCACCAGGUUACCUCUUUUCACUGAGAAUAUUUCUCUGAAAAUUUAUCAACAUAUCUUGACUUUACUGUCAACGCCAAAACGUGUGCUAUCAAUACAGGGCAUUUCAUUUUGAAAUUGAAAAAGAAAAAACAAAGCAAAACAAAAGUUUUAGCACAUGUUUUGACAUUAAAAAUAAAGUAAAGCACAUGAAAAUCGGUUGAGAAAUUAGCAAGAUAUGAUGUGCCUUAACGGGAAAGUUGCCCCUCUAAGAUGGCUGCCAUGUAGGCAUGUUGCUUAGUACAGCACGCUGGCAUAUCUAGUCUUCUAUAUAUAUCUGUGUAUGGAGGGGCCACUUGUUACGUCAUAAACUUAACUUAUAUUAAUAAUUCCUGAAGAUGUUUUAAUCCUCCCUGCCCAGAUUGUAACUUUUAUUCAAAUAGAAACAUUUUCCAACCGUUCGUAAUCAACAGAGCUAACUUGAGCUGACACUGAUACAUUUUUGCAUCCCUAAUAAAUAUUCCUUUGUUAUGUAUUAUAUUAUAUUCCACGUUAAAGAUGCUAUAGAGGACCAAAAGGCUGCAUACAGGGUUCCAAACCAGCAUAUCCAUGAUCAGUUUGUCUCAUGUAGUCAUGUAUGUUCUGCACGUCCCCUCUCUCUCCCUCUCUGAUCUCUCUUCCAGCCCUUUCAUCUGAGGACGAGUGGGUCCCACUUGAACUGUGCUUCGGCAUGCCCCUCUUCAGCUCUGAGCUCAACCGCAAAGUGUGUCGAAAAAUUGCCUCGCAUAAAUUGUUCAGUAGCGAAAGGUAAAAAAAAUAGAAAAAAGAAAGAAAGAAGUAAUAAUCACCCAGCAGAUUUGAAGAUAUCACUCUUGUUUUAGAGAAAAUGAUUUCAGCUGUGUUAUUGUUUCAGCCUUCAAGAGCUGCUUCACUCCAGCAGAAAGCUUUCGCUGAAGGUGUUGAGCUUCGUUCAGUCAUUCCAGGUAUGAACAAUCUGCUCUCUAUGAAAGUGGCCACUUGAUAAUACUCAGAGAAGAAAUGUGAUAACAAGAGACAGUAAAGACACCAGCUGUCAGGGGUUUAUUUUGACAGAUUGAGUCCGUUAUGAUUAAGGUCCGUACACACCUGGACCGUUUUUGUCGUGUGAUUAUUUCGGACGUCAAUAAUUUCUUUCGAACCUGUAUCCUGUCAAUACAAGCGUUCACAUCAGCGUUUUCCCGUCCUGCGAUAUUGCGGCAUUUAUUUUUUCAGAUCAUGGUCGAUUUUUCUUAAGUUUCGCAUACUGUGUGUCCACUUCUGACCAAUCAGAUUUCGUGUUGUUGCGAUGUCUGAUUCUCCGGUAUAUCCAACAUGGCUGACCGGCUGAUUGUUUAUGUGUCGUAAACAGAGUGCUUUUUGAUAAAAGACAAACGACCUGAAGGACAUCUUGUGGAGAGUCAUAGCUUCAGAUUUCUGAUAUUUCGAUGGUUUGUGAGCUUUAACAGUUUUCUAAACGUCUUUGUUUUAACUUUCAUCUGUGCUAACGUUUGCUAACCAUAGUUCCAUAGUUUCAUGUGCUUAUCUGGUACUGGCCCCGACUCAGUAUUUGCUAUCAUAACAGACAGACAUCUCAACACUAGUGUCUAAUCAGAACUGAAAACAAUCAGCAACCAUGGUACAGUUUCAGCCCCUGAAUUGAGCAGUGAAACUCACCAAGUUCUCUUCUUUUUCGUAAUAUUGGAUACACCCAUGUGCCACAUUUCUUUUUUUUUUUGAGAAAGCAAACGGAGUACCAAUUUGCCAUCACUUGAAGUUGAAGUAGACUCCAUUUUUGUCUUCUCGCUUGCACCUGGGACGCUGGUUGUUAUGGGAAGGUCCCGCCCUCCUUUGCCUCUGAUUGGCUAUAAGUGCUGACCGUUUGGCUUGAGCGUGUCAUGACGUUUCCAGCUUUUCUAGCCAAUCAGAGGUGAAGGAGGUGGGACUUGCCCCCCGGAAAAGUCUUCCUCGGGAUGCGUCUUUUUCCCCCGGAAAGUCGCAAAAUCGCAUCGGCUUGAUGUGUAUAGUCAGGCGCGUCAAAAUUCGCCUCAGAAUAUUUCAUGAUUUUGCGUUCUAUAUUCGCGUCGGCCCCGGUGUGUGAGGACCUUUAAACAAAAGUAUGAUUUUUCUAGGACUCUUACUUUUUCUGUCUCAGAGAUUUCAUGUUGUCUUUUUGCUCAUGUCUUGAUAGGACGGCAAUCUGACCUCUGACUUGGACAGUGGCGUGUCGAACCCUCUCAGUCAGCCCCCGGCGGAGUCUGGCGUCCCUCUGCCCGCCCUCAACCUCCUCUUUAAGGAAGGGCAGCUGAAGGAGUGGAGCGGGCGGGCCCCUCCUCCUCUGGACAUCUCGGCUCUGCAGAAAGACCAACCCACAUAAACAAACCCUCCUCCACCUCGCCAUAAAAAAACACACACAAAAAUCCAGUCAUGAGGAAACUCUCAGUCCAGGUCCAACACUGCAUCUUCAUAUCUACUCAUGAGGAAACACGUUCAUUCAGAACCUGCUCACACCUGUCAGUCAGUAUCAAGUCAUGGGAAAGUCCUCGCCAGCACUUAGUCAUCACCGUUUGAGGAAUCACCGUCCCUCUGACACUAGUUUGACUCCCUCUCACUUUCCCUUCUCUGUGAUUUCUUGUAUUCGCAGCGAGGCAGUGUUAACGGUUGGAGUGGUGCUACCGUCACAGUAUAUAACAGUGAUGCAGAUAAACGACAUUCGACCCAGAAGAGCGUUAAAAAGCGGAAGCACAAACGCUGUUCUUCACUGACAAGCCCCCUCCCCCCCAGCCUUCUUCUUCUAUCAGUGGAUGUUUUGUGAUCAUUGAAUGGGAGUGUAAAGUGGUUGAUAUUGUAUAGUUGUGUAAAAAAAAGAAGAAAAAAAAACAGUGUCGAUCAAACUUCUCCAGGAAUCAUUUGAAGAUAUGCAUAUUCUAGGACCAAGUCUUGAAACUGGAGGUUGAAUGCAGACCCCCCGACCCCACCCUCACAUGUGUUGUCUUAUGUUAAGUGAUCUAAUGAUGCAUGAUAAUGUUGCACAACAUGCACCAUAAAAAAAACAACUUUCUUCCUAACCUGUAAUCAAUAUCGGGGGCAUUUAUUAUUUGCACUGUGCAGGAUUUCUUCAAACCUGUGGAUGAAGUAAUUUCAUUAAUUUUUUAAAGAGGUCGACUCUGUCGUGGUACGCACAUUAUUUCAAAGCUGAUGUGUUUCCUGUUGGGAAAUCAGUCAUAGAAGAAGAAAAAAACAACAUGGGUAUCAAAGUAACUGCUGUUUUUUUAAUGUUUUUUUUCUCGGUAAAAGAGAACACCAAAGACCAUUUUCUUUUCCAGUGUAAAGUUUUUGUUGAAAAAAAAAAAUCUUUGAAUGUUUUACUUUAAUUUUGUUGCCUUAUAAAUCUCAGCCAAUCAAAAACGAACAAGUGUUUGAUCAAAGCUCUUGAUUUUAAUUUAGGUAUGUUGAUUUCCUUUUUUGCCUUUUUUUUUUUAGACCUGUCACAUGACUUGUAUACAUUUCAGCGAGUGUGUAUAGCCAGUUAUAGCGACAAUAUUAGGUCACUAAAUUCCACCAAUCUGCCCUUUUUUAGGAUGUCUACAGGAUUAUUCAAGUGUAUCUAAUUGCAUAGAGUGGGAACAGUCGUGUCUGUGUGUUUGACCCGGGCCUGUUGCCACCGUUGUCUGCUGCCAGCACCUCCCCCUGGAUCCACUCCAGUCUGCGCGGUGCACUCUCAGCCAGCUCGCCACACUCUCCGAGGAUUCUGUUUACACCGUGUUUUGAAAAAUAGGGGUUUGUAGUCUGGAGAGAAGGGGGCGGCGGCUCCUGUCUGAAGGCUGUUGGAGACCUGCAGGACAGAAAUAAUAACGCUGUACCCGGCUUCAGAGUUGUUGUGGCCUAUGAAGUGUGCAGAGUCUGUCAUAAAUUUUCCAGAAAGGACUUUUUGAUGCGUUCAGUGAAAACCCAUCCUGCUGUUUUUUCUUUUAUUUUGAAGGAGUCUACCUUCUGAUGUGGUUGUUCCCUAUAAGGCGACGCUCAAAUACACAAAAAAGAGACUUAUAUGAGGUCCUGUUGAAGCAUGAUGACUGUGUAGAAACUGUUGUGCGUAUGUUGUGUAUGCGUGUGUAUUGUACACCUCACUCUAGGUGUGUUUUCAUACACGCCCACCUUCACAGUAAGAGUCACUCAAAUCCUGCCUGUCUGUUAACUCGUCGCAGUUCUCAUCCCGGACAUUCCCCACUCCUCUCCCAUGUAAACAUCCACCACAGUGUUUAAAAAUGCUAGUUUUAUAUGUCAGCAUAUAUUUUAGAAAAUCUCUGUUGUAGCUUGUUUCAUGGGACUGUGAAUAUAACUGACUGAGUGAAAAAUGAUGUAAUUAAAUGGGUGGAAAAAAAAAAAGAAGAAAGUGACAUUCCUGCAACAUACCCUUCCCCAUCUUUGCUCCAUCUUCCUCUCUGCUCUACAUACAUAUUAUUAUUAUUAUUAUUAUUAUUACUACAAAUAAAUAUGUAAAAAGUAUAUGAAAGUAUAAAUAAAUAUGUAAGAACUUUUUCCUCCCUAAAA